Nipponia nippon (crested ibis) is the source of this 1539-nucleotide messenger RNA. NCBI's taxonomy places the organism in Eukaryota, Metazoa, Chordata, Aves, Pelecaniformes, Threskiornithidae. The record is from RefSeq and is a predicted model, not a curated record.
AUGGCACUGGCCUGUGCUGGCACGGGGCUGUCGGUGCGGAUGUGCUGGAGCAGCCCCAGGCUGGAAGAUGUGAUGUCUCUGCUGCUGCUUGGCCGUGCUCACUGUGUUCAAGUUGUAUCUCAGCUGGCUUCAGUUGAAACGUGUUUUUGUGUAGCAUCUAUGACUGUGCCAGUGUACAUUGCAGAAGUUGCUCCACCGCACUUAAGAGGCAGAUUAGUCACCAUUAACACUCUGUUCAUCACUGGAGGGCAGUUUUUUGCAAGCGUCGUCGAUGGAAUCUUCAGCUACCUCGCAAAGGACGGAUGGAGGUACAUGCUGGGCCUGUCAGCUGUUCCAGCAGUUAUACAGUUUCUUGGAUUCCUCUUUCUUCCUGAAAGCCCCCGCUGGCUCAUUCAGAAAGGCCAGACUCAGAGAGCACGGAGAAUUCUGUCUCAAAUGCGUGGCAACCAGGCAAUUGAUGAGGAGUACGACAGUAUCAAAAACAACAUUGAAGAAGAAGAAAACGAAGUUGGAGCAGCUGGACCUGUGAUCUGCAGAAUGCUAACAUACCCUCCAACUCGAAGAGCCUUAAUUGUGGGUUGUGGUCUGCAGAUGUUUCAACAACUGUCAGGGAUUAACACCGUCAUGUACUACAGUGCUACCAUUUUGCAGAUGUCAGGAGUUGAAGACGACAGGCUUGCAAUCUGGCUGGCUGCACUGACAGCAUUUAUAAACUUCAUUUUUACUCUCGUGGGAGUCUGGCUUGUUGAAAGAAUGGGUCGCCGGAAACUUACACUUGGUAGCUUAACAGGUACUGCUGUAGCACUCAUUAUCCUAGCUUCGGGAUUUUUGCUAUCAGCUCAGGUCUCGCCAAGAAUCACACUUAAUCCACCAGAUCCUUCACAUCAAAACUCUACCUGCACAAAAUACAGUUAUUGUAAUGGAUGUAUGUUAGAUCCAGACUGUGGUCUCUGCUACAAAUUGAAUAAAUCAAGUGUUGUUGAGUCCUCAUGCAUUCCUGUUGAUAAAGAUUCUACAAUGAAAGCAGCGUGGGGCAGGUGUUCAAAUGAAACAGUAUUCAAAAAGGAAGACUUGUUCUGGGCAUACAAUUUCUGCCCCACUCCAUACUCUUGGACAGCACUUCUGGGCCUUAUUUUAUACUUGGUUUUCUUUGCACCUGGGAUGGGUCCUAUGCCCUGGACUAUCAAUUCUGAAAUUUACCCACUUUGGGCUAGAAGUACAGGAAACGCCUGUUCCUCUGGAGUCAACUGGGUUUUCAAUGUGCUCGUGUCACUGACAUUUCUGCAUACAGCUGAAUACCUGACGUACUAUGGAGCCUUCUUCCUCUAUGCCGGGCUUGCUGGCUUGGGACUGGUUUUCAUCUACGGCUGCCUUCCUGAGACUAAAGGGAAAAAACUAGAGGAAGUUGAAUCUUUGUUUGAAAACAGGCUAUGUACAUGUGGUAUGUCAGAUUCUGAUGAAGGGAGGUAUAUCGAGUAUAUUCGGGUGAAGGGAAGUAAUUACCAUCUUUCUGACAAUGAUGCUUCUGAUGUGGAAUAA